Messenger RNA from Trichosporon asahii var. asahii CBS 2479, 1605 nucleotides. RefSeq names its product high affinity methionine permease. NCBI's taxonomy places the organism in Eukaryota, Fungi, Basidiomycota, Tremellomycetes, Trichosporonales, Trichosporonaceae. Gene Ontology annotation, cellular component: membrane. The coding region runs from base 1 to 1605 and encodes 534 amino acids. Gene Ontology annotation, biological process: amino acid transmembrane transport. The transcript has 3 exons. The record is from RefSeq and is a predicted model, not a curated record. Gene Ontology annotation, molecular function: L-amino acid transmembrane transporter activity.
AUGGGCAAGGACAUCGAAGCUAUAGCGGUCGGCUCGGACGAUGCCGUCGUGUACGGCGCUGUGCACUCCAGCAACGAGGACCUCAAGAUUCCAUCCAGCGGCUCAUCGCAGUUCUCCAAGUACUCCACAGACAAUGUCCCGGGUCGCUCCCAAAUCGGCAUCGUCUCUGCCGUCUUCAUCAUCUUCAACCGCAUGAUUGGAACGGGUAUCUUUGCCACGCCGUCUACCAUUCUGUCGCUCAGCGGCAGUGUAGGCAUGUCUCUCAUUAUGUGGGUCAUUGGAUCGAUUAUUGCUGGCGCCGGAAUGUGGGUGUACAUCGUGUGGGGUCUUGCCAUCCCGAAGAACGGAGGCGAGAAGAACUACCUCGAGUACCUCCUUCGCCGGCCCAAGUUCCUCGUCACUUGUGCGUACGCCUCCAACGCGAUCCUUCUCGGCUGGGCGUCGGGCAACUCGAUCGUGUUUGGCGAGUACAUUCUGCGUGCGGCGAACCAGGAGAACCCCGGGCAGUGGACCCGCCGUCUGAUCGGAUUCGCCUGCAUUACCUUUGCGUUCCUCCUGCACGGCACGCGUGUCAAGUGGGGCCUCUGGCUGCAGAACGUGCUCGGCACCAUCAAAAUCUUCAUCGUUCUCAUCAUCAUCGUCGCCGGGUUCGUCGCCCUCGGCGGCCAUCUCAAGGUCCCCAAGCCCAACAACUUCGACCACGCCUUCGCCGGCACCACGGCCAGCGCAUCGUCCUUCUGUCUCUCGCUUUAUAACGUGAUCUGGUCGUACGUGGGCUUCUCCAACGUAAACUACGCACUCUCCGAGGUCAAGAACCCGAAGCGUACUCUUAAGAUCGCCGGCCCCCUCGCUAUCGGUCUUAUCACUGUCCUUUACAUUCUUUCCAACAUCGCCUACUUCGCCGCUGCGACCAAGGAGGAGAUCACCGGCAGCGGUACGCUCGUUGCGGCUCUCCUCUUCCGCAACGUCAUGGGCGCCCACGCCGAGCGCGCCCUGUCGGUUUUCGUCGCUCUUUCCGCCCUCGGCAACGUGCUCUCCGUCAUCUUCUCGCAGGGCCGUGUCAACCAGGAGCUCGGCCGCGAGGGUAUUCUCCCCUUCUCCAAGUUCUGGGCCAGCAACCGUCCCUUCAACGCUCCUCUUGCCGGCCUCGGUCUCCACUGGGCCAUCUGUCUGAUCACAAUCUUCGCACUGCCCCCUGGCGACGCUUACAACUUUGUCAUCAACACGAUCUCGUAUCCGCUCUCCGUCAUUAACGCGAUCAUCUCCUUCGGCAUCGUCUUCCUCCAGUUCAAGCCUUACUCGGACUGGCGCAAGCCUGGAUGGCCCGCCGUCGCCGCUGCUGCCUUCUUCGGCGCCGCCAACGUCUUCCUCUUCAUCGUUCCCCUCACCCCUCCCCCUCCUGGAGGCGAGCCGUACAAGUCGAUGCCGUACUGGACGCACGCUGUUGCGGGCUGGGCCAUCUUCGGCGUGGGUUUCAUCUACUGGAUCUUCUGGGCCAAGAUCUUCCCGAGGGUCGGAGGAUACGAGCUCGAGCGUGUCAAGGAGAUCGGCUCGGACGGUCUGGAGCGUCACGUCUUCAAGCGCGUCAAGCGGGACCGCCUGUAA